GUGGAUGUUCUGCAGCAUGCUGCCCUGGGACUGAGUCUCUGGACUCUCGGCUGCUGAAUGAAGCGGAGGCAGGCGAACAAGUGAAGGACGGUUUGCGCCAAAAUCUCUCCUGAGACUCUGGACUGAUCCUCCUCAUGCCACCUGGAAAUAACAAGGUUGGCAACGAUGUUACAGCUGGCAACAUCCAAGCUCUGGCAGACGGGAAGGCUUUGGUGGAUUCUUUGAUUAAGGUCGUGGCAUGUUACCGGCAUUUAUCCUCGUGCAUCGGCGGGAGCACGGACGGCCUGCAGCUCCGCCACGAGCUGCGACAGACCAGAGAAAAGGCCCAGACGUUGUCUGCAGCCAUCUGUCACCACCUGACCUUUCACCUGCGGGACAAGAGCCUCCCCGAGGAGCAGCGGAGGGAGAUGGAACUCCUCUGGGUGGCCUUCUCCUCCAGCCUGGAGCUCCUGCACGUAGACAUGUGCAAAGUUUUCACCAUCAGUGGCAUUUUCUCACUGGCUGACCCGGCGUCCCUGGUGCAAACGGGCCUUCAAGGGGGAGGCAGUGAGGUCACGGCUCGUGCGCUCAGUGUGCCAGACCUGAACCAGACUCGGACCCAAACCCUCCCAACUGCUCUUGAAACCGAAGAACGCAGCACCAUGGAGCUGGAGAUCAGCCAGAUCGACCGCAUGAUCGACGACAUGGAGACGAAGGUCAACGUUCUGCGGUGGAUGGUGGAGCCCCGCGGGCCUCAGUACACGGACCCUGUCAGCAGCACUGACAGCGCCUCCUUGGCUCUUGUCUCCGUUGAAGAGGACCGGCCCAGAUCCAGAUCACAGCCCCAGAGUCGCCACAUCUUUGUGCUCGUGUUGCUGUUCGCCGUUAUUUUAGUGGCAGCCAUUUUAUCGGUUUGCGUUUUCCUUUUCUCAUGA
Molecule: messenger RNA, 914 nt
Organism: Nematolebias whitei (Rio pearlfish)
Lineage: Eukaryota; Metazoa; Chordata; Actinopteri; Cyprinodontiformes; Rivulidae
Product: regulator of G protein signaling 9 binding protein
Exons: 3
Coding region: 135-914 (259 amino acids)
Biological process (GO): G protein-coupled receptor signaling pathway
Cellular component (GO): neuron projection
Source: RefSeq, a predicted model, not a curated record